AUGGUUCUUAAAUCAACAUCCGCUGGAAACGUUUCCGUAUACCAGGUUUCCGGAAGCAACGUGUCUAGGUCUUUACCCGACUGGAUUGCUAAAAAGAGGAAGAGAACGUUGAAGAAUGACAUAGAUUAUCAGAACAGGAUAGAACUCUUGCAAGAUUUUGAGUUUAGUGAAGCGUCAAACAAGAUCAAAGUGACCCCCGACGGGCAAUAUGCCAUUGCCACCGGGACAUACAAGCCUCAAAUUCACGUUUAUGAGUUCAGCAAUUUGUCUCUGAAGUUUGACAGACAUACAGAUUGCGAGAACGUGGAUUUCUUGGUUUUAUCCCACGAUUGGUCUAAGUCUGUACAUCUGCAAAAUGAUAGAUCUAUCGAGUUUCAUACGAAGGGAGGUAUUUACUACAAAUCCCGGGUGCCCACUUUUGGAAGAUGUCUUACUUAUAACGAGCAAAACUGUGACCUGUACAUUGGAGCAGCAGGAAAUGAAGUUUACAGAUUGAACUUGGAGCAAGGAAGGUUCAUGCAACCUUUUGAAUUAGACACUUCAUCCGGUGUUAACUCCACUGAUCUUAACAAGGUGCAUGGACUAUUCUCUGCUGGAUUAGAAGAUGGAACAGUAGAGUUUUGGGAUCCAAGAGCAAAGCAGAGAGUAGCUAAACUACUGAUAAACGAUGACUUAAAUGAAAACGUCAAUGUUGGUAUCACCAGUGUUAAAUUCAGAAAUGAUGGUCUUAAUUUUGCUUGUGGAACUAGCAAUGGAUACUCUUUGAUUUAUGAUCUUCGUAACAGCAAACCUUCUGUGGUCAAGGAUCAGGGUUACGGCUACGAAGUCAAGAAGAUUAUAUGGAUUGAUGAGAACUCUACUGAUUCAAACAAGAUCCUUACUACAGACAAGAGAAUUGCUAAAAUUUGGGAUCGAUUUGAUGGAAAAGCGUAUACAUCUAUGGAGCCUAGCGUUGAUAUUAAUGAUGUGGAUUACAUUCCAAAUUCGGGAAUGUUCUUCAUGGCUAAUGAGGGUCAACCAAUGCACACAUAUUAUAUUCCCAAUUUGGGUCCUGCACCAAAAUGGUGUUCUUUCCUGGACAGUGUGACAGAGGAAUUGGAGGAGAAGCCUUCCGACUCUGUGUAUGCCAACUAUAGAUUCAUCACGAAACAGGACGUUCAAAGUUUGAACUUAAGUCAUCUAGUUGGAACAAAUGUUUUAAGGUCUUAUAUGCAUGGUUUUUUUAUUGACACUGAGUUGUAUGAUAAGGUCAACCUGAUUUCUAACCCUAACAGUUAUAGAGAGGAGAGAGAACGUGAAAUCAAGAAGAGAAUUGAGAAGGAAAGAGAAUCUAGAAUCAGAACCACUGGUGCUGUUAAGAAAACCAAAAUCACAGUCAAUAAAGAGCUGGUCGAAAAACUGGAACAGAAGCAAGGAUCAUCUGUUGCUGAAGAACUUGUCAACGAUGAACGUUUCAAGGAAAUGUUUGAGAACCCUGAGUUCCAGAUUGACCAAAAUGCACACGAUUAUAAACAAUUGAACCCAUCUGUCAAGGUCAAGGAUGUGGAGUACAAACCUAAGGGACUGACAGCUGCUGAGGAAUCAGACGAAGAACGUAUCGAAAUGAACCAAAACAAAACUGGAUCUGCUAACUUAUGGGAUUCUGAUGAUGAGAAAUCUGAUGAAGAAGCUGAAGAAGAUGACGAAGAGAGUGCUAAGAAAAAGGCAGAAGAGGAAAAGUUAAAGGAAGCAAGGAGAAAACAAGCUGAGAAGGUUCAAAAGCAAUUGGAGAAGAACCGUAGAAAGCAACAACGUGAAAAGGAAAUUGAAGAGGCUAUGUCCACUAUGAAACCAUUGGAUUCCAAAGAUGAAUCUAUUUACACAGCCAACUUAGACAAGUCUCGUGUUUCUUUCAAGAAACAAUUAGAUGAUCUCAAUAAGGUCUCUAAACCCAAAAGUUCUAGUCGUAUUCAUAAGAACAUCAGAGGAGAAGCCGAGCUUACUUUCAUUCCUAAGAAGGGAGGUUCACAAAAGAAGGUAUCGUUUGAAGACGACGCUAGCGAUGAUGAGAACAAAAAAGACAAUGGUAGAACUAAACAGAGAUUUGACGGCCGCAGAAGGGCCAGUAAGAAUGCUUUCCGUGGUAUGUAA
Komagataella phaffii GS115 is the source of this 2130-nucleotide messenger RNA. RefSeq names its product Essential nucleolar protein of unknown function. The transcript has a single exon. Bases 1 to 2130 code for a protein of 709 amino acids. NCBI's taxonomy places the organism in Eukaryota, Fungi, Ascomycota, Pichiomycetes, Pichiales, Pichiaceae. Gene Ontology annotation, molecular function: protein binding. The record is from RefSeq and is a predicted model, not a curated record. Gene Ontology annotation, biological process: maturation of SSU-rRNA from tricistronic rRNA transcript (SSU-rRNA, 5.8S rRNA, LSU-rRNA). Gene Ontology annotation, cellular component: 90S preribosome; small-subunit processome; nucleolus.